AUUAUUUUUAAUUAUAAUUUACUACAAUUUAAUACUUUCAUUUUCAUUUACCAAUUUAUUCCAACUUCAAGUCGGAUUCAAAUUGACAAAUGAGUGACAUUUUGCGUAGCAAACCUUUUGAUUUUCGUAGCAAGUAAAAGGUGUUUAAUUUUCCACAAUUUUCUCAAGAUGGGUCGUAUGCACGCUCCUGGGAAGGGUAUUGCCCAGUCGGCUUUACCCUACAGACGUAGUGUCCCCACAUGGUUAAAAGUAACUCCUGAUGAAGUCAAAGAUUACAUCUUCAAACUUGGCAAGAAAGGUUUAACCCCUUCGCAAAUAGGUGUUACACUUAGGGAUUCUCAUGGAGUUGCUCAGGUUAGGUUUGUAACAGGAAACAAGAUUUUGCGAAUCAUGAAAGCUAUGGGCCUUGCACCUGAUUUACCUGAAGAUUUAUAUUAUUUGAUUAAAAAAGCCGUUGCUAUUCGUAAACAUUUGGAACGUAAUCGUAAAGAUAAAGACAGCAAGUUCAGGUUGAUCUUGGUUGAAUCAAGGAUACAUCGACUUGCAAGAUAUUACAAGACAAAGAAUGUUUUGGCCCCCAACUGGAAGUACGAGUCUAGUACAGCCUCAGCGUUAGUAGCUUAAUUUUAAGACAUGUUUUAUACUAAUUAAAUGAGACCAGAUGCAUAUCUGGUCUGAAUUUUCUA
Molecule: messenger RNA, 686 nt
Organism: Tribolium madens (black flour beetle)
Lineage: Eukaryota; Metazoa; Arthropoda; Insecta; Coleoptera; Tenebrionidae
Product: 40S ribosomal protein S13
Exons: 3
Coding region: 169-624 (151 amino acids)
Biological process (GO): translation
Cellular component (GO): ribosome; cytosolic small ribosomal subunit; nucleolus
Molecular function (GO): small ribosomal subunit rRNA binding; structural constituent of ribosome
Source: RefSeq, a predicted model, not a curated record